AUGGCGUCCCUCGCCCUGAAGCUCAACUCCGUCCUCAAGCCCAAGUACGAGCUCAUGGCGGGCGCGAGGACCAACGUCCUCUUCCUCCGCGCAGAGCUCGAGAGCAUGCACGCCUUCCUCGAGAAGCUCUCCAGGGUGCGUGACCCGGACGCCCAGGCCAAGACCUGGACCAAGGAAGUGAGGGAGCUGGCCUACGACAUCGAGGACACCAUGGAUGAGUUCAUGCACCGUGCCCAUGCCCACAGUGCUAGCACAGGCACCGCUAACUGUGGGUCAAGUGGAGGCGUUCUAAGGUUCACUGGACGCGUUACGUGGCUUGUGAGCACAGUGUGGACGCACCUCCGCCUCGCCAACGAGCUCAAGGGCCUCAAGGCCCGCACCAUUGAGGUGAGCAAGCGGCGAUCGAGGUACAGAUUUGGUGAGGACUUCUGGGUUUCUAGGGACCACAUCGUUGUUGAUCCUCGGAUCAACGUCCUCUAUGCUGAUGUGCCAGAUCUGGUUGGCAUUGAUAGCUCGCUGACUAACAUCGUUGACUGGUUGAUGGAUGGGACCACCGGUCUCAAGGUGCUCUCCAUCGUUGGCUUUGGUGGUCUAGGCAAGACAACUCUUUUGCCAUGGAAGUGUUCCGAAGGAUUGGAAGGCAGUUCAGCUGUCGAGCUUCUGCUGCUGUCACAGAAGCUUGAUGCGAAGAAGCUCUUGAAGGACUUGCUCUCGCAGGUGGCUCAAGAAGAGGUUGACCGCAUGGACACGUGGGAGGAGAGUCAACUCAUGCGCAAGCUGAGGGAGCGCUUGUUAAAUAAAAGGACACUAACCUCAUUUGUACAAGCUACCCUCAUACCUCCUUUAUCUGAGUUUAGAGUCCUGCGAGUGUUAAAUCUCGAGGGAUACCAAGGAUUCAGCGAAAAUUAUCUGAAAGAGGUCAGCAAUUUGUUUCAUUUGAAGUAUUUGAACCUCCGGAGGACAUGGAUUUCUAAUCUCCCACCACAAAUAGGAGACCUGAAAACUUUGGAAACACUAGAAAUAAGAGAUACAAAUAUAGAAGAGUUACCUGGAACAAUAACUGGUCUUCACCAACUCAAGUAUAUACUCAGUGGUGGCCAUACAUGGGGAAAAGUAAAGCUACCAGAUGGUAUAGGGAGCAUGGCAUCCCUAAGAGCCAUACUAGGUUUCGACAUUUGUCGCAGUUCAGCAUGUGCAGUACAAGAACUUGGUAAUCUGCAAAGUUUGAAGGAGGUUGCAAUCAACUGGACAAAUUUUACUUCUGGAAAUGUGAAGCACCUAGAGGCUUUGAUGAGAACUUUAGGGAAACUGGGCACAAGAAACCUUCAAUCCUUUGCAAUCUGCAGUCGCAACUUAGGUUCCCUUGAGUUUCUGGAUUCUUGGUCGCCAGCACCCAAUAGCCUUCAAAAGUUCAGACUAUCAGCAUAUUACUUCCUCCCAAGAGUACCAAGGUGGAUGGCACCACUCUGCAACCUCAUUGAUUUAAACAUUAACAUUGCAGAACUAGCAUAUGAAGACAUAUUAAUACUCAGAGAGUUGCCUUCCCUACUUCGUCUUGACUUAUCGUUGAAAUCACCUCAGAAAGAUGAUACAAUUGUCAUUCAUGGAGUAGGAUUCCCAUACUUGAAAGAGCUCUUCUUCAGCUGUGAAGAAACUUGCUUGCUAUUCGAACCAGCAUCAUUCCUGAAGCUCGAGAGGCUACACACAACAAUCCAUGUAAUCAGAGCAAAGCCAUACAGUCACACAUUUGGCAUUGAACACCUUAAAUCUCUCAAGCAAAUCAGCAUCCAAGUUUUCUGUUAUGGCGCAAAUGCAUCUGAUAUCAAGGAUGUUGAUCAUGCAAUUUCUACUGCUGUGAAUUACAAUCCUAACCAUCCUAGGAUGAACAUCGAAAAACGUGGCAUGGAUUUGAAAUUAGAGGAGAGAAACAAGAGAGAACAUUCCAAAGACAAGAAUCUGGAAAAACCUCCAAGCAAAGAAGAUAUUGGUCAUACAGACAAGAAGAGAAGGAAAUUACAUAUUGAAGAACAUCAUUCGGCAAGUGCAACAUGA
Molecule: messenger RNA, 2052 nt
Organism: Miscanthus lutarioriparius
Lineage: Eukaryota; Viridiplantae; Streptophyta; Magnoliopsida; Poales; Poaceae
Source: the annotation of a GenBank genome assembly